GUGGAAUCUUCAUACUUUAAAAUACUAGAAUUAUAUCUUCGUGUUGUAUCAUAGUUGUAAUACCUUUUUUUUAUUUGAAAGUUUUUUUUGUGAAGUGUUUGGUGUAUUUUUCUUAUAAGUGAAAGUGGAAGAUUUUGUGGAGGAAUAAUCAAAAGUUUGCAUUAAAGAUGCAUUACAGAAACGGAAACGUGAGACCCGGAAUGAAGCGCGAAUCGCAAGAAGACGGAGACGUCCGCGAGGCCCCACAGAAACGUUCCAGACGCGGUGAUGAGGAAGUGAGGCUUUUGAUUCCCAGCAAGGUCGCUGGAUCUAUCAUCGGAAAAGGUGGUCAGAGCAUUACAAAACUUAGAGGACAGUAUAAAGCCUCAAUUACUGUGCCAGAUUGCCCUGGGCCAGAACGGAUCCUUACGAUGUACUCUGAUCUGGAUACCAUCUGCAACAUCGUGCAGGAUGUGAUGCCAAAUUUGGAACAGAACGGCUGUCGGGCUGGUAGCGAUGAAGUCGAUAUCAGAAUGUUGAUUCAUCAGAGUCAAGCUGGAUGCGUUAUUGGAAAGGCCGGAUCAAAAAUCAAGGAACUCAGAGAUAGUACUGGUGCCCGCAUCAAGAUUUUCUCCAACACUGCUCCUCAAAGCACGGACCGUAUCGUGCAGAUGGUCGGUCGAUCAAAUACAAUUGUGGAUGCCAUUCGUGAGAUUAUCACUCUAGUAAAAACAAACCCAAUUCGUGGUGCUGUGAAUAACUACGAUCCAUACAAUUACGAUGAUUUCUAUGCCAAUGAAUACGGCGGUUAUGGCUCCAAUUCACGCAAUGGACCUGGAGGUGACGACUUUGGAGGACGCGGUGGCGGUGGCGGCGGUAUGAGAAAUGACGACCGCCGCGGUAGCGGUCGCAACAGCGGCGGAUUUAGCCGUAACAGCGGCGGCGGCAGUGGUGGAGGCAGCGGAAUGAGGUCUGGCGGCGGCGGUGGUGGAAUGAGCGGCGGUGGCGGCGGCAGAAGCAGUUUUGGCGGUCGUGGUGGCGGUUUCGAAGACCGCGGCUCUUCAAUGCGCAACAGUUUCGGUAAUCGCGAUUCAGGAUUUGGUGGUGGACGAGAUGGAGGAUAUGGUGGCCGAGACAGUUUUGGAGGUGGUCGAUCUGGAAAUGGUGAUUUCGGAAGUGGUCGCAAUGAUUUCGGCGGUGGAAUGAGGGAUAACUUCAAUUCUCGCAACAGUAUGUCCGAAUUUAGCGGUAACAACUUCAACAAUCGGUCCGGAGAUGGUUUCGGUUUCGGUGGCAAUCGCGGUAACUCUAUGGAUCCCUGGGCUUCGAACAAUGGUGGGCCUGGUGGCAUGGGUCUGGGAAAUUCCAUGGGAGGCAUGAAUAAUGGUUCUGGCAUGGGCAAUUUAGGAUCGGGACCCAUGGGUGGCGGCGGUGGUCCAGUAGGGCUCAUGGACGGACCAGGAAAGAGCACUACACAAGUCACCAUUCCAAAAGAUCUAGCCGGCGCAAUUAUCGGUAAAGCUGGUUCCCGCAUUCGUAAAAUAAGAAUGGAAUCCUGUGCUGACAUCACCAUAGAUGAACCGCUGCCUGGAUCCAAUGAUAGAAUUAUUACAAUCUCAGGUCUACCCAAUCAAAUACAAAUGGCGCAAUAUUUGCUCCAACAAAGUGUACAUCAAAGCAACGAUAGAAAAUUUUGAAGUAAAUAAAACAAGAAUCAUCGCUACAAAUCAUCAAAGGAGUUUUUUUUUAAGUUUGUAUGUUGACUGAAAUAAAAUUAAGUUAAUCUAACUUUUAUUACUCUGCAUACAUUUUAAUAAAUGUUGAGAAAGAAUUAAUUAGAAGCUAAUAAAUACUUUUAAAGUAGUGUAAGAUCAUUCAACGCAUUCACAAAAUCGAUUUACAUUCCUUCA
This is a messenger RNA of Ctenocephalides felis (cat flea), 1889 nucleotides long. RefSeq names its product heterogeneous nuclear ribonucleoprotein K (gene HnRNP-K). Gene Ontology annotation, cellular component: nucleus; cytoplasm. The coding region runs from base 168 to 1676 and encodes 502 amino acids. NCBI's taxonomy places the organism in Eukaryota, Metazoa, Arthropoda, Insecta, Siphonaptera, Pulicidae. Gene Ontology annotation, biological process: regulation of mRNA splicing, via spliceosome; regulation of transcription by RNA polymerase II. The transcript has 12 exons. Gene Ontology annotation, molecular function: mRNA binding. The record is from RefSeq and is a predicted model, not a curated record.